This is a messenger RNA of Clonostachys rhizophaga, 354 nucleotides long. NCBI's taxonomy places the organism in Eukaryota, Fungi, Ascomycota, Sordariomycetes, Hypocreales, Bionectriaceae. The record is from the annotation of a GenBank genome assembly.
AUGCAUCUUCUUGAUGUAUUUUUUGAGCUUCUUAUCGAGGAUGGAAUCAUAGACAACGUCUGGUCGGAUUCGUGGAAUGAGAUUGAUAAUGUCAAUUUCUUAGACCGUGGAAUCAAUAGGUGUAACGAGUAUCCUAAUGGAAAGACAAUCAGCCCUUCGUACGGCCAUCUUCCUAACCUUGCUGGAGAUGCCGAGCAAUAUUUCUCUCGAUGGGCAGACUUUAUUGCAAGAAACAACUCGAUACCGGAUCAGAUUAGUCUUCACUUCUUGUAUGGAAAUCGAGACUUGAAUACGUCCAUCUCAAGCUCCAAACAGUAUUUAGAGGCUGGUGGAAUCGACUACCAAGGUGUCUGA